Molecule: messenger RNA, 1680 nt
Organism: Drosophila hydei
Lineage: Eukaryota; Metazoa; Arthropoda; Insecta; Diptera; Drosophilidae
Gene: Cyp6d5
Product: probable cytochrome P450 6d5
Exons: 5
Coding region: 43-1581 (512 amino acids)
Molecular function (GO): iron ion binding; monooxygenase activity; oxidoreductase activity, acting on paired donors, with incorporation or reduction of molecular oxygen
Source: RefSeq, a predicted model, not a curated record
UUAGUAAGUCAGUUUAAGUUUAAGCUGCUUGGCAUACGCUUGAUGUUCACAAUGAGUGCAGUAAUAUAUUUAAUAAGUGCAAUUGGAUUACUGUUGUACACAUAUCUGAAAUGGACCUUCAGCUUCUGGGAACGCAAGGGCUUUCCCUGCAAUCGGGGAUGCAUACCCUUUGGAGCUCUGGACUCGGUGCGAAGAAAUAAACGUUCCUUCGGUUUGGCCAUCUACGAUAUGUACUUAUCCACAACAAAGCCUUUCAUAGGCAUCUAUCUGACUCUACGACCGGCAUUGCUUGUGCGUGAUGCUCAGUUGGCUCACGAUAUGCUCGUCAAGGACUUUGCCAGCUUCCACGAUCGCGGCGUUUACGUAGACGAAAAACAUGAUGCCCUGUCCGCAAACCUCUUUUCAAUGGAAGGUCAAAGUUGGAGGACAAUGCGUACAAAGUUGACGCCUUCGUUUACAUCUGGCAAACUAAAGGCAAUGUUCAGCACAUCAGAGGAUGUUGCGGACAAAUUGAUAGCUCAUUUAAAUAACAAAAUAAAACAGUCAGGCACUGUCGAAGUCGAUAUGAAGAAUUUGAUGGCAUGCUUUGCUAUUGAUAUUAUUGCCUCCACCAUAUUUGGUCUGGAUGUGGAUAGCUUUACGCAACCCGACAAUGAACUGCGUGGAAUAAGUAAACAGGUUACCGAAAACACCGCGGAAAACAUUCUGCGUGGAACAACAUCAUUUUUAUAUCCAGGCCUUGAGAAGAUAUUCAAUCGGUUUGGCUGGACACUACCAGGGAUGAGAGAAAUGCAAAAUCUGGUACACCAUACGAUUUCAAUUAGGGAGGCUAACAAUGUGGAGCGUCGUGACUUGAUGCAACUGCUUCUGCAGUUGCGUAACACUGGAAAGGUUAGCACCGAUGACGGAAUGUGGUCGGCAAAGGCUGCAGUGAAUGGCGUAAAGACUCUAUCCAAAGACAAUGUUGUUGCACAGUUGUUUUUAUUCUUUGUGGCUGGCUAUGAAACAACUGCAUCGACUGCUGCAUUUACUUUAUAUGAGCUCGCGCAGAACCCGGAUGUGUUGGCCAAGUUGUUGGACGACAUCAACCAGACGCUGGCUAAGCACAACGGAGAGCUUAACUAUGAUAGCAUACAGGAUAUGAAAUACUUGGAGCUCUGUGUGAUGGAAACCACUCGCAAAUAUCCAGCACUGCCGAUACUCAAUCGCAUGUGCAACCAAGACUAUCCUUUGCCAAAUAGCAAGCUGGUUCUGAAGAAGGGCACCGAAAUAAUCAUAUCUCUAAUGGGCAUGCAUCGCGAUGAGGAAUACUUUCCAGAUCCACUCAGCUACCAGCCUGAACGUUUCACAGAAGAGCAUAGAAACUACACACCUGCUGCUUAUAUGCCCUUCGGCGUUGGACCCCGUCAGUGCAUAGCGGCUAGAAUGGGAAAGUUAAAUGUCAAGAUUGCAUUGACAAAAAUACUUACCAGCUUUACAUUAGAGACGCGCCAGGAGAAACGUGAGAUUGAGUUUACGGUCAAUGGAGUUCCCCUGCUUCCAAAAGGUGGUGUGCCUGUGCGACUGUCUAAAAAACAAUAGGUGAUAAACAACAAUCAAAUAACGAAUGAUUAGAUUAUAUACUUCAAAAUGUAGUUUUAAUUAAAAUUUAAGAAUGAUAUUAAAGCUCACAAAACAAAA